Diabrotica balteata is the source of this 2038-nucleotide messenger RNA. NCBI's taxonomy places the organism in Eukaryota, Metazoa, Arthropoda, Insecta, Coleoptera, Chrysomelidae. The record is from the annotation of a GenBank genome assembly.
CUCGGGUUGUUGUGGAAGUGAUAGGAUGUCUGAUUGUUAAUCAGACAUCACUGAAUUAACCAAAGCCUGUUACUCCAUGGCUAGACAUGGAUAGCGUUGUUUAUCAAUCUCUACUCAGAGACAGACGAACAUUGGAAAAUUCAAGUAUAAGACAAGUAGCAAAGAAACGGCUUCCAAUAUUAACAUGGCUCCCAUCUUAUGAUCUACAAACGUUUUCACAGGAUCUUCUGGCUGGAUUUACCGUUGGUCUUACAGAAAUUCCACAAGGUAUUGCGUAUGCAGUCGUUGCAGGUCUUCCUUCUCAAUAUGGGCUCUACGCUGGAUUCAUGGGUUGUUUCAUGUACUUUGUUCUCGGUAGCUGCAAAGACAUUAAUAUUGGACCUACGGCGAUUAUGGCAUUAAUGAUACAGCCCUACGUAACUGCCAUGGGAGUUGCAGGAGGGAUUUUGAUAACAUUCCUGUCCGGUUGUAUUAUCUUCCUAUGUGGACUUUUUAAUUUAGGUUUUAUAGUUGAGUUCUUUUCAUAUCCAGUGAUAGCAGGUUUUACGACAGCGGCAGCUUUAAACAUAGCAUCUUCUCAAAUAAAAUCGCUUUUGGGAAUCGCUGGAAAAUCCGAUACGUUCCUGACUGCUUGGAUAUCUGUUUUUGAAAACAUCAAACAAACGAGAUUGGCAGACUCCUUAAUGGGAUUAUUCACUAUUAUAUUCUUAGUGAUGGCAAAGGAAAUCAGAAGAUUUGGUUCAUUAAAAAGACGAUCCGAUUGGUCAAGAAGAAGAAAUAUCUUUGGAAUAUCUAUUUUUAUGUUUUCAUUGGCAAGUAAUGCCCUUGUAGUCUUAUUUUGUAGUGUACUUGCCUACAUAUAUAAGCAAAAUGGAGAAACACCCUUCAAACUAACAGGUGAAGUCAAAGGAGGACUGCCGUCUUUCGGUUUGCCGCCAUUUAGUACUAACUUUAAUGGUACACAUUUGUCUUUCAAAGAUAUGUUGAAUGAAUAUGGAUCAGUAGUUAUAUUUUGUCCAUUAAUUGCCGUCCUAGAACAUAUUGCCAUCGCCAAGGCUUUUUCGAAGGGUAGAUCUUUAGACGCCACCCAAGAAAUGUUAGCUCUGGGAAUCUGCAACAUCAUGGGCUCGUUAAUUCAAUCAAUGCCUGUAACAGGUUCCUUUACGAGAACAGCAGUAAAUAACGCAUCUGGCGCAAAGACUCCAACAUGUGGGAUCAUUACAGGUAUCAUGGUACUACUCGCUCUCGGAUUUUUGACCUCUACUUUUCAAUACAUUCCAAAGAGUACAUUAGCUGGUGUUAUAAUGGUAGCUAUGUACUAUCUGUGUGAUUUUGCUGCUUUUUCACUGUUGUGGAAAUCAAAAAAACUGGAUCUCAUUCCUCUUACAACAACGUUAGUCUGCUGUCUGCUGAUUAACUUGGAGUACGGCAUUUUAAUUGGAAUCGCCGUAAAUAUUGUAUUCGUACUGUAUUCUUCGGCUCGACCAAAAAUAGAAAUUGAAGAAUUAUCUCCUCAGUAUUAUUUAGUCAAAUUCAAAACUGGAUUGCACUAUACCGCUUCCGAAUAUUUAAGGGAAAAUAUACUACAAAUGUGUAAAACUGCAAAUAGUACCGUCAUUAUUGAUGGUGAAUAUAUUGGCAACGUAGAUGCCACUGUAGCUAAGAGUUUUAACGUUCUGCAAGAUGAACUUAACAUUAGGAACCAAAAAGUUAUAUUUUGGAAUUUUAAAAAAUCUGUGAUUAACACUUGCCUAGGAGUUAAUGAGAAUCUCAAGGAGAACUUCAGGGAAGACAGUUUACAACAAAUUAUAGAGUUCACAAAACCAGAAUCGGAGCCCAAAAAAAGUCUACUUGAUAGCAUGUCGUCUGUUACACGUUGUUGAUGUUGAAACUGUCCUUUGUCCGACCCACAGCUGAAUAGAAUAUUAGGGUCUUCCUAAACCGCUCAAAGUCAAGUAUUGUUUUAUUUAAAUAUUAAUUAUUUAAACAUAUUUUAAUAAUAAAUAAAUUUAUUUUGUUUAAUAAAAUUUUUUAUCAA